Aphis gossypii (cotton aphid) is the source of this 978-nucleotide messenger RNA. RefSeq lists its product as uncharacterized. Bases 1 to 978 code for a protein of 325 amino acids. The record is from RefSeq and is a predicted model, not a curated record. The transcript is spliced from 2 exons. NCBI's taxonomy places the organism in Eukaryota, Metazoa, Arthropoda, Insecta, Hemiptera, Aphididae.
AUGAUAGACGAGGAAAUACUCAGACAGUCCGGAGUGGAAGUACAAAGUAAUAACAACUCAUUAAUGAUGUAUGCAAUUAUAGCAUUAUUAGUAUUCUCCAUGUUUCUUUUGGCGUUUAUAUACAUAAGUUAUAAAUGCAAACUGACCACUAUGAGGGCCAUAGGCCAUCGAACAAGAACUUUGGAUAACGAUAUAUCGAAUAAAGAAAGAGAAGUCAUACAUGUGACGUCAUCGGCAAAAGGGAAUGGGGUUAAGGAAAAGCUACUAGGUGACACACCAGAUAGGCUAGCCCUAAAGACACAUAAAUUCAUAAUUAUGGACUUCGAGCUCUCAAUGGUGAACAAGACAAGCAUGGUUGUCAUCUCCGGAGCUAUAUCCAAUAGCUUAGACCGAUUUAAGAUUAGGAAACUGAAAGGACGACCUCUUUUGCUACCACUUAACGAAGAAGCUCGACCUAUGGGUGAGACGGAGCUUCAGGUGGCAAUAAGAGAGAUAAAAAGAGUGUUCAGAGUAAAAACUGAUCUGAGAGAUGCUUGUCUGGACCAAAUGAAGCAGAGUUUGAGUUCAACGAAAAAUAACUUAACACGGGGAUAUAUUGACAGUUAUAUACGUAGAGGUAAUAAGGAAAAUGUGAUAGUAGUGUGGAACGGACAUUCAGACAAAAACAUUUUAAAAAGAUUAGAUUUAGACCAUUAUCCUAUGCUAAACAUAACGUGUUACGACAAGUAUUUCAAUAAAAAUUUUUAUAUUCAGUUUGAAAAAUUAGGCAAUAGAGAAAUAAUUUUCGAAGUAGAUAUCGGUACAUAUAAUAAAGCAGGAAGGCUACUUAAUUUAGUAGAGACCCAUGAUAUAAUAUGUAAAAAGAAACACCAUACUACGUAUGCGCAUGAUCCAAGAAUGGAUGUCAAAUAUACUAAAUGUAUAUUUGAUUAUGUGAUACGGAAACAGCGAUAUGAAAAUCUAGUGAGGCAUUUCUAA